This is a messenger RNA of Serinus canaria (Common canary), 953 nucleotides long. It is a transcript of the gene DCN, whose product is annotated as decorin. The transcript has 4 exons. The coding region runs from base 369 to 938 and encodes 189 amino acids. Gene Ontology annotation, molecular function: protein binding. Lineage: Eukaryota; Metazoa; Chordata; Aves; Passeriformes; Fringillidae. The record is from RefSeq and is a predicted model, not a curated record.
UGGGAUUGUAAACAGAUGAAAGAGAAAUAAAGCAAAUGAAGAGGAAAGAGGAGGAAAAGAAAGCAAAAGAGCUGAUAAAGUUCCUGGCUGCAAUACAGGAGACAUAUCAUUACCAUAUGAUCUAAUGUGGGUGUCAGCCUGGAUUGUGUUCAUUGAGAGAAACAUUUUUUAACUGUGCUAUGGAAUAGAAGCAGGAGGGUUUUCCACCAAGUGACAGUCACUGAGCUGAAUUUACCCCCUCCUCCUUUCCACACCUGCAAAGCCUUCUGCCUGGGUUGAAUAUUUAGUUUAAUUACAUCUCAGCUUUGAGAGCUCCUGUUGCAAAUCCCUGGAUUAAAAGGUCCUACUGGGCGUCCAUGAACUGAGCCAUGAGGAGGCUGGCUCUGCUCCUUGUGCUCCUGCUGCCAGCAUGCUUGGCCAAGCCGUUCCACCAGCAGGGCCUCUUUGACUUUAUGCUGGAGGACGAGGGCUCGGCCGACAUGGCUCCAACGGAUGAUCCCGUCAUAUCCGGCUUCGGGCCCGUCUGUCCCUUCCGCUGCCAGUGCCACCUCCGCGUGGUGCAGUGCUCCGACCUCGGUCUGGAAAAGGUGCCAAAAGACCUUCCCCCAGACACAACACUGUUGGACUUACAGAACAACAAAAUCACUGAAAUUAAAGAAGGAGAUUUCAAGAACCUGAAGAAUCUUCAUGCAUUGAUCCUUGUCAACAACAAAAUCAGCAAAAUAAGCCCAUUAGCUUUUGCUCCUCUGAAGAAACUGGAAAGACUUUACCUGUCCAAGAACAACCUGAAGGAGCUCCCAGAAAACAUGCCAAAGUCUCUCCAGGAGAUCCGGGCUCAUGAGAAUGAGAUCUCCAAGUUGAGGAAAGCUGUCUUUAACGGACUGAAUCAAGUGAUUGUCUUAGGUAUGAGCAUGAGAAAUUAUGACAAACACAACUGAGUGUUUUUUCAAGAU